Brachypodium distachyon (stiff brome) is the source of this 3364-nucleotide messenger RNA. RefSeq names its product importin subunit beta-1. Gene Ontology annotation, biological process: protein import into nucleus. Gene Ontology annotation, cellular component: nucleus; cytoplasm. Gene Ontology annotation, molecular function: nuclear import signal receptor activity; small GTPase binding. The coding region runs from base 342 to 2951 and encodes 869 amino acids. The transcript has 3 exons. Lineage: Eukaryota; Viridiplantae; Streptophyta; Magnoliopsida; Poales; Poaceae. The record is from RefSeq and is a predicted model, not a curated record.
UCACACUGCCCUAAACGGCUACACGGCCAGCCUUCCCUCUAUUUAGCGUCAGCACCAAAGCAACCCUCCACAUCGUCUCUCUCCUGUCGUUGCCUCCCCUCUCUGGCCUCUCGUCCCCACGAAUUCAAAUUUCUCCCCAAGUUCAGAGUUCAGACACCCCCACCUCUCCUUCCCAGCCCAACAACCUCCCUGGUCUCGUCCGAAAUCCACACCGAUCUCUUCACCUUGGGGGGACAAAAACGCCUCCAGAUCGCCGCCACCGGUUCCGCGGGCCAACGGGCGGCAGCGGAGGCUGAGGUUCCCGUGUGAGCGGUGCUCGUACGUGCUCAAAGGUUGAACUAAUGGAUAUCACAGAGGUUCUGCUAGCUACGCAGUCCCAUGAUGGUCAGAUACGGAAUGCUGCAGAAGGGAAUAUCAAGCAAUUUGAGGAGCAGAAUUUUCCUCAUUUUCUACAGGCGCUAUCUGCUGAGCUUUCUGAUGAUAACAAACCUCCUGUAUCUCGGAGGCUUGCUGGUAUUCUCCUUAAGAAUUCUUUGGAUGCAAAUGAUUCAAAGAGGAAAGAAAUAUGUACGCAACGGUGGAUAAAUGUGGACCCUGCAAUCAAGUCACGGGUUAAAGGGUCCCUGUUGAUGACCCUUGGAUCAGUAGUGUUUGAAGCCCAGCGCAGCUCUUCUCAAGUCAUUGCAAAGGUUGCUUCCAUUGAGAUCCCUCUUCAAGGAUGGCCAGAACUCAUAAUAAACUUGCUAAGUAACAUGACAAAACAUGAUGCACCCUCUUCUCUGAAGCAAGCUACCCUGGACGCCAUUGGAUAUGUCUGUGAGGAGAUAUCCCCCAGUGAUCUGGAGCAGGAUCAAGUUAAUGCUGUUCUUACUGCUGUGGUCCAGGGCAUGAACCAUGUGGAGAAUAGUCCAGAGGUCCGUCUUGCUGCUGUGAAAGCAUUAUACAAUGCUCUUGAUUUUGCUGACACAAAUUUUCAGAACGAAUCAGAGAGGAACUACAUAAUGAAGGUCAUUUGUGAGACUGCCAUUUCUAAAGAGGCUGAUAUUAGAAAGGCUGCAUUUGAGUGUUUUGUCUCCAUAGCAUCAACUUAUUAUGACCUUUUGGAGCCCUACAUGCAGACCUUGUUUGAGUUGACUGCAAAUGCUGCCAGGGCAGAUGAAGAACCCGUUGCACUUCAAGCUAUUGAGUUCUGGAGCACCAUCUGUGAUGAAGAAGUUUCUAUUCAAGAAGACGCUGAAGAAUCUGGUGAUGUCAGUUCGGCACGUCAUUUCCAUUUUGUUGAAAAGGCCCUUCCUUUGCUUGUUCCCAUGCUUCUAGAAACACUUCUGAAGCAAGAGGAGGAUCAAGAUGAAGAUGAUGGAAUCUGGAAUAUAUCAAUGGCCGGGGGCACCUGCCUGGGACUUGUUGCAACGGCUGUCAAGGAUGCCAUUGUACCUCUUGUGAUGCCAUUUAUAGAGGGAAACAUAACAAAGCCUGACUGGCGCAGCAGGGAGGCUGCUACAUUUGCAUUUGGUUCCAUUCUUGAAGGUCCUUCGGUUGAAAAUCUUGCACCACUGGUUCAUGCUGGCUUUGAUUUCUUGCUGAAUGCAACCAAAGAUCAAAAUAACCAUGUCAGGGAAACUACUGCAUGGGCACUUUGUAGGACAUUUGAGUUUCUACAUUCACCAACCAGAGGUUUCUCAGUAGUGACAAAUGCAAACCUUCCUCAUGUUAUAGAAGUUCUGUUGACAAGUAUCAAAGACUCCCCUAAUGUUGCUGAGAAGGUCUGUGGAGCCCUGUAUUUUCUUGCCCAAGGAUAUGAGAAUGCAGGGUCUAUGUCGUCAGUGCUAACACCAUACCUUGGUCAGUUAGUAUCAGCUCUCCUCACCACUGCUGAUCGUUCUGAUUCCAACAACUCCAGGCUUUGUGCAUCUGCAUAUGAAACACUCAAUGAGAUUGUGAGAUGCAGCAAUACUGCAGAGACUUUGAACAUGAUUGUGCUGUUAUUGCAAGAGGUCUUGAAGAAAUUAAACCAGACCUUUGAGUUUCAGAUCACAUCCUCUGAGGAGAAGGAAAAGCAAAGUGACCUUCAAGCCUUGCUUUGUGGCGUUGUUCAAGUAAUCCUUCAGAAAUUCAACAACUUUGAUGAUAAUUCAGUAAUUGUUAAGUUUGCUGACGAAAUUAUGGUGCUCUUUCUCCGAGUUUUUUCGUGUGAUAGCUCAAAUGUGCAUGAAGAAGCAAUGCUUGCUAUUGGUGCUCUUGCUUAUGCUACUGGACCAGAAUUUGUGAAAUACAUGCCAGAGUUUCACAGGUACCUAGAAAUGGGCUUACAAAAUUUUGGUGCAUAUCAAGUAUGCUGUGUUUCUGUGGGUGUGGUUGCUGAUAUCUGCCGUGCCCUGGAUGACAAGGUGAUCCCUUACUGUGACAGUAUCAUGGGUGCCCUUCUCAAGGAUCUUUCAAGCCCAGAGCUUCACCGUUCUGUCAAACCACCAAUAUUGUCAUGCAUAGGAGAUAUUGCUCUUACCAUUGGUGGACUUUUUGAGAAAUAUGUUCCCUACACUAUGCCUAUGUUGCAAGGAGCUGCAGAGCUUUGCUUUCGUAUGGACCGUUCUGAUGAUGACACUGUAGAGUAUCAAGAUGAACUCAGGCGAAGCAUUUUCGAGGCCUAUUCAGGCAUACUUCAGGGUGUCAAAAGCUCAAAAACAGAGCUAAUGGUGCCUUACGUAGGCAAUAUUUUCCAGUUCACUGAAGCGGUCUUGCGAGAUGCAUCAAGGGAUGAUGGUGUGACCAAAGCUGGAGUUGCCUUGCUAGGGGACCUAGCGGAUACGUUAGGACCUUCCAUUAAACUGCUGCUCAAGGAUUCCAACUUCCACUCGGAGCUCCUUGGACGAUGUUCCCAGUCUGACGACGAACAGCUAAGGGAGACUGCAUCCUGGGUCCAGGGUGUGAUCUCCCGCGCGCUGGUUGCAUGAGGGAAAGCUUCUACAGUAAGCUGCUGGUCGUUUGAACCAUCUCGUUGACUUUGAUGGUUCUCUGCGCGACUAUUUUGUUUGCCAGAUGCAUUGUUUGAGUAUUGUGACGCAUAUAUGUCCUGUUAUGAGGUUACAUAAGAUCAUCUUUGAUAGUUAUCAAGUUCGUAGAGUGGCAGCUGUUUGCCAUUUCUCAGGAGGGUCGAGUCCGUGGGUUCCUGUUGCAUUUUAGUGUUCAGCUGUCCAUGUGAGCCGAUUGUGAAUUUUUAGGAUCGUGUGUGAUUGUAGCAAUGGUGGUGGUCUCUAGCAGUAAAACUCUUGCUAUCAUCAUUGCACAUUUUUACAGCAGUAUAAACAUCAGUAAACUUGUCGUCGAUGGUGUUGAGCUGGUACUUGCUGCUUUUCCCAGCUUCUUA